UUUGCGCAGUGCAACAUGUAUCCGAAAGCGUUCGAGCGUCUGGGUGCGGCGCUUGCCAGCAAUCCGAGCUACGGACCGGCCGUUCUGGCGGCCGGCAGCAUCAUGCAGACGUAUGGCGACUACGACGUGGCGCUGACCAAGUACCGCGCCAUCGCCUCGGCGCCGGAUGAGAGCCCUGCUCUAUGGAACAACGUCGGCAUGUGUUUCUUUGGCAAAAAGAAGUACGUCGCGGCUAUCAGCUGCUUGAAGAGGGCCAACUACCUGAACCCCAUGGAUUGGCAGAUCCUGCAUAACCUCGGUCUGGUGCACCUGACCAUGGAGCAGUACGCCUCUGCCUACCAUUUCUUCAACGCCGCAGUGCACUUCAAUCCGCGCAACGGACAACUCUUCAUGCUGCUCGCCAUUGCGUUGCGAAACCUCCAGGACCCGGACAACGCAAAGCGGGCGUACGAAAGAGCCAUGGCCUUGGACGAAGAGCCUCUGGUAUGCCUGAAUUACGCCGUCCUGAUGCAUGACAUGGGAGAUCACAAGGCUGCGGCCAGGCUGCUCGGACAGUUCGAGGAGCGGUGCCUCAAGCAGCUGCAGACUUCGGGAAUAGAAAUUGACGCGGCGGUGACGCAGAUGGCCAACAACCUCUCUAGUUCUCUGCAGUCGACGAGCGCGGACAGCAAGAGCUACGACGAAGUGCCGGACUCGCCGGACAGGAACGACGAGUCCUCACAAGAGAGAAGCGAAUAAAUGCACGCGUCUCAGGCCCCGAGCAUGUCGCACAGUAUAUGCGUUGACGAUACUCAUGUGCGGAAUGGGGGAAAUUUUUGUCUGACGCCGUCAUAUCGACGCAGUUUAUUUUUACUCAAACACUACGUACAAGUUCUGGUUAAACAUCCGGCAGGAGACGUCCAACCAGCGAAAUGAGCAUAAGUAUGGGUGAGCUUAACCAUUUUUGUGAUGCUGUGAACGUUGCCUAUAGAACGUUAUCAUUGCGCUAACCUACACCGGUCAGCGUCCCAUUUAUUUUGUACUUUAGCCUCUGCCGCACGCCAAGAAAGCAUGCUCGGAAAUUACCAAAGCACUAGGCAGCGCACCAGUAGCAAAU
This is a messenger RNA of Dermacentor silvarum, 1096 nucleotides long. RefSeq names its product Bardet-Biedl syndrome 4 protein (gene BBS4). The transcript is spliced from 5 exons. The record is from RefSeq and is a predicted model, not a curated record. Gene Ontology annotation, biological process: cilium assembly; protein localization to cilium. The annotation marks the transcript as partial. Gene Ontology annotation, cellular component: ciliary basal body. Gene Ontology annotation, molecular function: protein binding. Lineage: Eukaryota; Metazoa; Arthropoda; Arachnida; Ixodida; Ixodidae.